AUGUCCGACCCACCGGUCGAAAAAACAAGUCCAGAGAAGACAGAGGGCUCUUCAUCCGGCAGUUUUCGCGUCCCACUCGAAUCCGACAAGCUUGGUGACCCGGAUUUCAAGCCAUGCGUUGCACAAAUCACAAUGGAGAGAAACGCAGUGUUCGAGGACAACUUCCUCGAUCGGAGACAGAGUGCUCGCGCAGUAAUCGAGUAUUGCUUUGAGGACGAAAUGCAAAACUUGGUUGAAGGGCGACCUGCUGUUUCAGAAGAACCAGUUGUUCCCAUACGAUUCCGACGCCCACCACCGUCCGGACCUGCUCACGACGUCUUUGGCGACGCCAUGAACGAAAUUUUCCAGAAAUUAAUGAUGAAAGGUCAAUGCGCAGACUUCUGCCACUGGAUGGCUUAUUGGCUAACAAAGGAACAAGAUGAUGCGAAUGAUGGAUUUUUUGGCAAUAUUCGCUAUAAUCCAGAUGUCUAUGUCACGGAAGGCACAACAGAAGCCAAAAAGGCGUUCGUCGACAGCAUGUGGCCGACUGCUCAGCGAAUUCUUCUGAAAUCCGUCCGGAACAGCACGAUUUUACGCACAAAGUGGACUGGAAUCCACGUGUCAGCGGAUCAGUUGAAGGGGCAACGCCCGAAGCAAGAAGAUAGAUUCGUAGCUUAUCCGAAUAGUCAGUAUAUGAAUCGGACGCAGGAUCCCGUCGCCCUUCUCGGUGUGUUCGAUGGUCAUGGCGGACACGAGUGCUCACAAUACGCGGCCUCUCACUUCUGGGAGGCAUGGCUGGAGACUCGACAAACUAGCGACGGUGAUGAGCUCCAGAAUCAGCUGAAGAAGUCACUUGAGUUGUUGGAUCAACGAUUGACAGUCAGAAGUGUGAAGGAGUACUGGAAGGGUGGCACGACGGCGGCGUGUUGCGCUAUCGAUAAGGAGAACAAGACGAUGGCGUUCGCGUGGUUGGGCGAUUCACCAGGAUACGUCAUGAACAACAUGGAAUUCCGCAAAGUGACACGCGAGCACUCGCCGUCCGAUCCAGAAGAAGCGCGUCGAGUCGAAGAAGCCGGCGGACAACUAUUCGUGAUCGGUGGCGAGUUGCGAGUCAACGGAGUGCUCAACCUGACGCGUGCUCUGGGCGACGUUCCCGGACGACCGAUGAUAUCGAAUGAGCCGGAGAUAUGCGAGAGACCGAUUGAGCAAGGCGACUAUAUGGUGUUUUUGGCGUGUGAUGGUGUAUCGGACGUGUUGAACACUGCCGAUUUAUACAAUUUGGUUGGCGAGUUUGUCAGAACAUUUCCUGUUGAAGACUACUCGGAAAUGGCUCGCUGGUUUUGUCACAAAUCGAUCACCGCUGGAAGUGCCGACAACGUGACAGUCGUCAUUGGAUUCCUUCGUCCACCACAAGACAUCUGGAAUCUCAUGAGUCGUAGCUCGGAUGAUGAGUCUGAUGAAGAAGAAGAGGAUGAGGACGACGAUUGA
Caenorhabditis remanei is the source of this 1467-nucleotide messenger RNA. RefSeq lists its product as uncharacterized. Gene Ontology annotation, molecular function: protein serine/threonine phosphatase activity; cation binding. The record is from RefSeq and is a predicted model, not a curated record. Gene Ontology annotation, biological process: protein dephosphorylation. NCBI's taxonomy places the organism in Eukaryota, Metazoa, Nematoda, Chromadorea, Rhabditida, Rhabditidae. The transcript is spliced from 6 exons. The coding region runs from base 1 to 1467 and encodes 488 amino acids.